Messenger RNA from Argentina anserina (silverweed cinquefoil), 2813 nucleotides. Its product is annotated as cysteine-rich receptor-like protein kinase 29. The record is from RefSeq and is a predicted model, not a curated record. The transcript is spliced from 7 exons. Bases 604 to 2532 code for a protein of 642 amino acids. Gene Ontology annotation, molecular function: ATP binding; protein serine/threonine kinase activity. Gene Ontology annotation, cellular component: plasma membrane. NCBI's taxonomy places the organism in Eukaryota, Viridiplantae, Streptophyta, Magnoliopsida, Rosales, Rosaceae. Gene Ontology annotation, biological process: protein phosphorylation.
UAUUCUGCUUCGGUAAGUGAUGAUACAUAUCACAUUAGACUAGCUUGCUCGAGCAAACAUAUCUACGGACUCGAUCGAUCAAGACUUCUAGACAUCAGGCGUAUAUAUUGCUAGCUAAUUGAGUACUAAUUGAGCGAUUAUCCAAACUCAUUAUCUGUUCCGGUACUAACCUAAUUCCUUCUGUGAAAGUGGCUAGGCAGAACCCCAGACUUGAGCGUAUCUAUUCAUCUUAAUUCAUAAAUACGCGCAUCAUAACUAUAUGCACUGCCAGUUCUAUCAAAUACUUUUCAGAGAAAUCCCAAAUGAUGUGGCCUAGCUAGUGCCGGAUCGGAGAUUCUUCUCCGAAAUUAAUCUUUGCCGGCCUUGUCCAUACGUACCCCCUCACUCAACCACUUUUAUUUCAUUUACAUAUUAAACGCUAGCAAUCGAUGUUGAAGAAUAUCCUCGUUAAAGUUUUGAUCAUUUCUUAAUUAAAUAUUGUUAAUCUGUAGAGCUACAAACUUAAAUUGAUCGGUAUAUGAAAGCUACAUCAUAUCAAUCAAUUACUCUAUGGCAAUCCGUAUAUAGAUUUACCGCCAUGUGUCACCAAGCGAGUAUUGAGUAAUGGUUUCCAUAAAUUUUGUAUCAUUACUUUCUAUACAAGCAUUUCUUGUGUUACUGAUCAUCAUUUUCAUUGCUCAAGCACUUGAUCCACCUGACAAUGGUGAUAGCAACUUUUGUAACAACGACAGAGGAAACUACACCGAUAGUAGUGUCUACCAGACAAAUCUCAACGGCGUGCUCAUCAAUCUCAUCUCCAACAGAAACGGCACCGGGUUUUACAGUACCUCCAGACUCUCCGAUGACGAAGUAGUUUACGCCACCGGAGUUUGUAAAGCAGACGCGAAGGUGGAUGCUUGCGGCAAAUGCCUUAGCGACUCUACAUAUAUUCUCACCAGGUAUUGCCCUAACCAGAAGGAGGCACUUGGAUUGUUCGACAACUGCACUUUACGCUACUCAAAUCGCGCCCUGUACGGCGUCAUGGAAUCCGUGCCUGCUUUGACCUCUUAUAACCUACGGAACGUGUCAUCGUCGUUAGACGCAGUUGAUGAGUUCAAUCAACAGUUCAUUAUGCUGUUGGGGAGAUUGACGACUGAAGCCGCGGCCGGCGGUGAUGAACUCAAGUUUGCAUCUGGAAUUACAAAUGCUUCAAUGGUUAAUAAAACGAUAUAUGCACUCGCGCAGUGCACACCAGAUUUGACAGAGAAAGACUGCAAGAGUUGCUUGGAUACUAUUGUAAAAAAGAAAAUGUUAAAGGAAAGGUUCUAUUGGAGUAUUGGAGGGAGAGUUCGUACACCCAGUUGUAAUUUUAGAUUCGAGGUGUACCCUUUCCUAGAACCGCUGAAUGACCGGGCGGGCGGCGCGGCCCCUUUACCGUCAACAAAUACCUCAGAUCAGGGAUUAGUUGUUGCAGGAAAGAAGCAAACUAAAUUAUUUCGGACUAUCAUCGUUGUUGUUGUGACAAUUGCUGCUUCUCUAGCACUGAUUAUAUCCAUCUGCGUUUUCCUGAGAAUGAGGAAGACAAAGGCAAAGCUUGGAGGUUCCUCAGAUGAAAUUGGAAGUGUAGAAGCCUUGCAAUUCGACUUUGGCUCCAUUAAGGUUGCUACAAAUAAUUUCUCAGAUGAGAAUAAACUUGGACGAGGUGGAUUUGGUGUUGUUUACAAGGGUAGACUUUUCAGUAAAGAAUAUAUAGCAGUUAAAAGGCUAUCUAGUGAUUCAAAACAAGGAGAUGAAGAAUUCAAGAAUGAGGUACUGUUAGUGGCAAGUCUUCAGCACCGCAAUUUGGUUAAACUCAUAGGUUUCAGUCUGGAAGGAAAUGAAAGGCUUCUUGUUUAUGAGUAUCUCCCUAACUCAAGCCUAGACCAAUUUAUAUUCGAUCCAACCAAACGCUCCCAUUUUGAUUGGGAUAGUCGGUACAAAUGCAUGGUGGGAAUUGCCAGAGGACUUCUUUACCUUCAUGAAGAUUCUCGUCUUAGGAUUAUACAUCGUGAUCUCAAAGCUAGCAACAUUUUGCUAGAUGCAGAAAUGAAUCCGAAGAUUGCUGAUUUUGGCAUGGCAAAGUUGUUUAAGCUUGAUCAAAAACAAGGUGAAACCCAUCGAAUUGUAGGAACAUACGGAUAUAUGGCUCCAGAGUAUGCAAUGCGAGGACAAUUUUCUGUUAAAUCUGAUAUCUACAGCUUUGGCGUGCUACUUUUAGAAAUUAUAAGUGGACAAAAGAUCAAUUCUUCCCAUCAUGAAGAUGAAAAUGACGAGGAUCUUGUGAGCUCUGCGUGGAGAAAUUGGAGGGAAGGCACAACUUCAAAUUUAAUAGAUCCAACCUUGAUGCCUACAGUCUCAAGCACUACCAUAAUGAGAUGCAUUCACAUUGGAUUGCUAUGUUUGCAACAAAAUAUGGCUGAUAGGCCAACCAUGACUUCGGUUAUUCAAAUGCUUACAAGCGAAUCUCCAAGUCUCCCAAAACCAUCACAACCGACCCUGCCUUUUUGCGAUUAGUGGAUCUCAUAUAGCAGCGGUUAUGGCCUCAGAUGAUUCCAAGAAAUCAUCGCGAUCGUAUUCUUAUCAUCAGAAAGCAAGAAAUGAGGUUUCAUUUUCUAAAGGCAAAAUUGCUAAAAUAUACCCCUGGUUCAAAUUGUCAAUUUACACUCCGAAUUUGUAAAUGCGAAAAUUUGUCUUUUCAUCUUGGUAAAAACUGUCGAUUUGCACUCUCACCGUUAAAUUUAACAUUUUUCAUCUAAUUUGUGGUCACAUGUCAUGCACAUGAUUGCCAUUUUUGU